AUGCCCUCUAAUCGCAGGCCCGGCGGGCUCGCCGCUGCCCUCGAAGAAGAGCGCCUAGAGCUUGCCUCUGAGCACCGCAGUUCCUCCACGCAUCGCAACUCGACAACGGGCUAUGCACCUCCAAGACGAAGCAUACUCGACACCGCCACUGGUCCCUCUCCCGGGUUUAUCGCCCCACGCCAUGGUUCCAUUGCGGGCAUCGGUGUUGGCGUAACUCCGCCCGCUGGACGCGGCUACCAGGAUUCGCAAUCUCCCCAAACCUCGUCGCCGCUGCCGUCGCCCCCAAUGCCGAAUGAAUCUACUGAGACACCCUCGUCUUCAGCCUCUUCGACACCAUUAUCCACACCAGUAACGACUCCCAAGGCCCCGUAUACCAGUUUGAAAACCGCCCCUCCUCCUCUCAAGCGUCCGGAUCCGCCGGCUACCAAGGGCAAGGAAAAGAGCGGUGAUAAAAAGACAAACUCUCCAGAAACAAGAAGGCCAAGCAUCCGUUGGGACUCGGGCGUCGAUAUGCCGCCCAGUGCUAGUGGCUCGAGGCGAUUCGGUCCGCCGGAGAAGGCCCCUAGGUCGCUUCCUGGUAAAAAUGCCAUGGCGGCAGUGAUGUCUGGAUUCGAUCUGAAGGUCGGGUUGCCGAGUUUUAGCAGAGGUCGGGACUCUAGUCGGAAUGCUUCGAAGAGAGGUACUUCGUUAGAUUCGCACCUUCCUUCCCCGGCCAGGAGAGCGCAAUCCGGCUCGCCCGCGCGCCGCCUGCCUAACUCCAGCCUUCGCACCCCGGUAUCCGACACUCCUAAACCCGCGGCCGAUAAGACAAAGGAAAUCAAAAGCGAAGGUACCGACGAUAAACUUCUCCAGCUUCCUGCAUCUCGCCGCGGGUCUACCGAAACGGAUGCUAGAGGCUCUGCGUCUGGAGAUGAACGAUUGUAUGACAGCGAUAACAACGCCUCUGAAUCCAGCGAAGAAGAGGAGGAUUCCUCUUCGAGCGGUGACGAAUCCAGCCCUGAGAGUAAUACUGAAGAGGUGAAGCGAGGUCGGAAGAAGACGCCCGGCCGAGGUUCUUCAGCGGAAGAUUCGAAGACAGCUUCGGAUGAAACAAACGACGAGCAAACCAGAUUCAAAGGCCCGGAAUUGAUUCACUCCUCAAAAACUGGCCCCAUGCCGAAGUCGCCAGAGGUCCAGCUCCAAACGGGCUUCGAUCCUCCAUCGGUGCUCAAUACGCCCUUUGGCUCCGAUGAUGAAGCAGAACUAUCUGACAUAAAGCGUGCUCAGAAGCUCAGCAUUCAAAUGUCGAGUAUUGACAAUUCGGUCCGCAACCGAUCAAUCAGGACUAUCAUUCGUGGGGACUAUACCAGCAUGCAGGAGGAUGCCGAGGGAGGUCGGCGACGGCAACGAAAGUAUCUAGUCACGACGGAUCUCAGCGAAGAGUCCGUGUAUGCGCUAGAAUGGACAAUAGGAACGAUCUUGCGAGAUGGCGACACCAUGUUCGCGGUUUUUGCCAUGCACGAGGAAACCGGUACGCAAAUCGGUGAGGGUUACAAAGCGACAGAGGAUGUUGCCGCCGUUGUCGGGUCUCAAACGGCCGAAACUGUUCAAAAAUCACAAAAUGACUCGUCAAACCUUCCUCGGGCCCUCUUCAAUCGUCUGGGUUCUGGAACAGAUAGCAGGCCUGGCUCGGUUGAUGCGCGGAGAAUGUCCAAGGCGGAAGCCGAACGUGCACAUGCUGUUCACCUCAUCUCGCAAACCUGUGUCCGACUUCUGAGGAAGACAUUACUCCAGGUUCGGGUUGCUGUCGAAGUGAUACACUGCAAGAGUCCCAAGAAUAUUAUCACGGAAGCUAUCGACGGGCUGGACCCUACACUCGUGGUCGUUGGGGCAAGAGGACGAGGUGCGCUGAAAGGUGUACUUUUGGGGUCAUUCUCAAACUAUCUGGUUCAGAAUUCGUCUGUUCCGGUCAUGGUGGCGCGAAGGAAGCUGAAGAAGAAAUCAAAGACGAAUGUGCGCCUUUCCAACAACUUAACGGCACCGAAGAAGCUUGCGGCAGCAAGAGUAGACUAG
Molecule: messenger RNA, 2052 nt
Organism: Aspergillus mulundensis
Lineage: Eukaryota; Fungi; Ascomycota; Eurotiomycetes; Eurotiales; Aspergillaceae
Product: universal stress protein family domain protein
Exons: 4
Coding region: 1-2052 (683 amino acids)
Source: RefSeq, a predicted model, not a curated record